Messenger RNA from Capsicum annuum, 618 nucleotides. RefSeq lists its product as uncharacterized. Lineage: Eukaryota; Viridiplantae; Streptophyta; Magnoliopsida; Solanales; Solanaceae. Bases 1 to 618 code for a protein of 205 amino acids. The record is from RefSeq and is a predicted model, not a curated record. The transcript is spliced from 3 exons.
AUGACAAUCACUUUGAGAAAUGGUAAAGAUAUCAAUGAAGAACCUCUAAAGGGAACUAAGGAGGAAGAUGUAGAGAAAGUUGCUAAACAGGAUGCUGAGCCAGUAGCACUCAUUGAGGAGUGUAGCUUUAUGGUGACUCAAAAUAUGCCUAAAAAGCUUAAGGACCUUGGGAAUUUCACCCUCCCUAUUCAAAUUGGCAGCAGCAAGGUGGUUCAUGCACUUAGUGAUUUCAGGUCUAGUAUCAACUUGAUGCCCCUCUCUUUGUUCAAUACUUUGGGCUUGGGAAAGCCUAGACCAAGAUUGGUGCUAUUGCAGCUGGAAAACGGGACCAUAGCCCUUACUAAAGGAGUCAUAGAGGAUGUUCUCAUAAAGGUUGCAAUAGAAGGAACUUUGAUAAAUGUGAUAGAAGGAACGCUCAUUAUUAGGUUGGAAAAUGAAAAGGUGGUUUUCAAUGUGUACAAAUUGCUUAACACACUAUCCCACUACAAAAACUUGUGCAUGAUUACUGUGAUUGAAAGAGCUAAGUGUAAGGUGAUGCAGAUGGUUCCACAAAAGACCGCUUUGGACUUCCUCAUUGAGCAGCCCAAGCAACAACUACCUAACCCCUACAAGAUGUAG